GACGCGGGCGGCCGCCAUCUUAGGCUCCCCACGCCGCCGCCUGCGUCACGUGGGGCGGGGCCGUUGGCGGAGCGGCGGUGAGGGCUGCUGAGAGGAGAGGUGCGGGCGGAGGCUGAGGGACGGCGGGCGCGAUGGGCCAGUGCGGCAUCACCUCCUCCAAAACCGUCUUGGUCUUCCUUAAUCUUAUCUUCUGGGCAGCAGCAGGCAUACUGUGCUACGUGGGAGCCACCGUGUUCAUCACAUACGAUGACUAUGAUCACUUCUUUGAAGAUUUCUACACACUAGUUCCAGCAGUUAUUAUCAUAGCAGUGGGAACACUGCUUUUUAUUAUUGGACUCAUUGGGUGCUGUGCCACAAUUCGGGAAAGUCGCUGUGGACUUGCUAUAUUUGUGAUCAUCCUGCUUCUGGUUUUUAUCACGGAAGUUAUGGUGGUGGUUCUUGGAUACAUUUUCAGAGCAAAGGUGGAGAAAGGGGUUAAUCGCAGCAUUCGGGAAGUGUACAAUGGAUACAAUGGGACACACCCUGAUGCUGGCAGUCGUGCUAUUGACUAUGUACAGAGGCAGCUCCGCUGCUGUGGAAUCCGUAACUAUUCAGACUGGGAGAAUACUGACUGGUUCAAAGAAACCAAAAAUAACAGUGUGCCACUCAGCUGCUGCAAGGCAGCCCUCAGCAAUUGUACUGGCAGUUUGACCCACCCAACAGACCUUUAUUCUGAGGGGUGUGAGGCUCUAGUUGUAAAGAAGCUUCAAGAUAUCAUGAUGUAUGUCAUCUGGGCAGCACUAGCAUUUGCUGCUGUUCAGCUUCUGGGCAUGUUGUGUGCCUGUAUAGUGCUAUGUAGGAGGAGUCGGGAUCCUGCCUACGAACUUCUCAUCAUUGGUGGAACCUAUGCCUAGAAGAGAAUGUGAACACCCAGUUCAAUCUUAUCUCACUUGUGUGCAAGGUGAAUGGGCCAGGUCUGCUGUGACAGCUUUCUUGCCCUAAGCUUAGUCAGAGCACACCUUUCACAGAUAAGGACAACUCUACUGUACACUGGUGAUGGGCAGAACAACUCGGCUUGACACACCCCCAUCUAAUUACUUGUGACUUUUCACUGUUCUAGCCAGCUAUUCAUGUAUCUAAAUGUUUUAGUAUACUAGUAAACUUUCUAAUUCCAGAACCGUUUGCAAGUUGUGUGAUUUGGUUGGUGUGAAAGUCAAAGGAUGUGUGCCUGCUUUGGUAGAUUACCUCCAAGCAUUAACUGGCUGAUUCUUGCAUCUAGAAAAAGGAUGUUUCAAACUUUCACAACAUGGAACGUUUUUGGCCAGAGUUGUACAAAGGAAACCAACUGUAUUUAGUUUGAGAAAAAUAUUUCAAUCUUGCCCCUCACCAGUGUUACUUUAAAAAACUCCUUGAUUGAAGGCCAGUAUGCUUAUGUAUAAAACUGUAAUUAAAAAAAAAUCCCUCAAAAAACCAAAAAGACAUGACCAACAUUUUAGGAUCAUGCAACUGCAGUUUUGACCUUCACAGAUCUAAACUUUCAAACACUAGUGGUUUAAAAUACAAGCUGGCUUUUCAGGAGUAUAAUGUAUGCACUACUGUUCUUAUGAUGAAAUAUUUCAUUUUCUAUGAAGAGCGGUUUUAUGUGUUGAGUGAACUGUUAGACUGUAGAUCUUAAAUGGGUUUGGAAACAGUGUAGCCACGUAGAGUAGCAAAGUAGUAUGUGAAAGUGGAUCUCAACUGUAAAUAGUAAACCUGAUUAAAUAAAUCUCUAUAUCCUCCAUA
Messenger RNA from Calypte anna (Anna's hummingbird), 1761 nucleotides. RefSeq names its product tetraspanin 3 (gene TSPAN3). The transcript has 7 exons. NCBI's taxonomy places the organism in Eukaryota, Metazoa, Chordata, Aves, Apodiformes, Trochilidae. Bases 132 to 893 code for a protein of 253 amino acids. The record is from RefSeq and is a predicted model, not a curated record. Gene Ontology annotation, biological process: protein maturation; protein localization to plasma membrane; regulation of vascular endothelial growth factor signaling pathway. Gene Ontology annotation, cellular component: membrane.